Messenger RNA from Helicoverpa zea (corn earworm), 1579 nucleotides. RefSeq lists its product as uncharacterized. The transcript is spliced from 5 exons. Bases 496 to 1188 code for a protein of 230 amino acids. NCBI's taxonomy places the organism in Eukaryota, Metazoa, Arthropoda, Insecta, Lepidoptera, Noctuidae. The record is from RefSeq and is a predicted model, not a curated record.
CUUGCAAAACACAGUCGCGCACAGUCGCGUCUCGAAACGCGUAACCCAGCCAGUUGCGCGGCGUAAACAUUACACGCAUUUUCCGAGAAAAUCAUUUAAGUUCCACAACUAUUAAAAAAAUACUGCCUACAAAUUAAAACUGUGUGGUUAUACCUAUUUAAUUUUAUUUAAAUUUAAGUAAAAAUAUACAUAACAACAAUAAAUAAAUAGGUCGUAGUAUGCUUAUAUAUCCAAGGUGGAAAGAUAUUUCGGUACCCGGGCGAUACGCCAAACUGUGUUUGAUUAUAAUUCUGUGACGAACGCCAUGUGAUUAGUAAACACUGAUAUCAUAAUUAUUAAGGAAACAAAAACAGACAUGGAAAAGUCUAUAACUACUUAAAAAAAACCUACAAUAAAAUAAACAAAGUGAUAUAUUAACUGAAUAAAAGUGUAAAAAAAAUGUGCUAGUGAAACAUUUUUUUUUUUAAUUUUGUCUUGUUCGGCAAUGAUACUGCGAUGAAUGUGCCAACGAUCAAAACCGACUCAGAGGUGGACCUUCAGACGCAGAGCACCUCUCGUCUGCAGCCGAGGAGAAACGCUGGACCUCCUAAGAAGUCCCUAGCCUCAAAACUAUGGGACCUAUUGCAACCGCUCGCUAGAUUAUGGGGCCUUAUCACGGCUGUUGUGAUGAGCGGUGCUGGUACAGAAUUGCUGGUGCUAGGAUAUGAUAUUGCGCCGGGUCUGCUAGUGGGUGCAGCACUAGUCUUGAUCCUAGAAACGAUGUGGGUGGCGGCAUUAUUCGUGGAUUUACUCUGCCGACGCGGGGAGUACACCCUCUCACUCCGCUGCUGGGACUUCGCGCGCUGGUCGUGCGGACGCGCUCGUGCGGCGAUGUAUGCGUGCGCGGCGACGGCGUUGUUGUUCGCGCAUCUUACUAUGCUUGCUACUAUUUCUGGCGGCAUGCUCCUAGUUCUAGCAGCUUUAAGAGCUGCGGUGCCGUUCUCUCCGUACGCGACACACGGUCCUCACUCACCGAGAGCUGGCAGCUCACUGCUGAGCCAGCACGACUCGCCCCUGCCUGACGUGUUCUACAACGCUGGACAUACUGAAGAAGACAGGUCAGAAGAAAUGACAGUUCUGGAUAUAAAGACAACAGACAGAUCGCGGUCAACAACCCCGAAGCCGCCGCUACUGAACUUUGAUUCGUGAAAUAUAUACGAGACCUACGAGAGCCUAUUGUACUUAUGAAAUAGACACUGACACCAAAUAAUAAAGUAAAAAGAUCCUUUGACAAUAUUUAAUUCGAUUCUAUUUUUAAAUUUAAAUAAGGAACAGUUUUUUUUUGAUUUGUGCUUGUGUAAAAAUAACGUAAGAAAAGUAAAACAUUUUUUUUUGUAUCCUUUAAUUUAAGGUCGUCGGCAAAUAGUUUGGAUAUGUUCAGCAGUCAAGUGUAAGGUAAUAAACUAGUACUACAUUUAAUUAAUUUAUUACUUUUAUAAUUUUUAUACGUACGAAGAAACUGUGAUAGUUUAGAUUGUAGUUAUGUGCGACAAAGUUCAGAUGUAAAAAGAUUAGGUAUAAUUAAAUAAUUAUUACAAAA